Trematomus bernacchii (emerald rockcod) is the source of this 1767-nucleotide messenger RNA. RefSeq names its product alpha-L-fucosidase 2 (gene fuca2). The coding region runs from base 183 to 1553 and encodes 456 amino acids. The transcript is spliced from 7 exons. NCBI's taxonomy places the organism in Eukaryota, Metazoa, Chordata, Actinopteri, Perciformes, Nototheniidae. Gene Ontology annotation, molecular function: alpha-L-fucosidase activity. Gene Ontology annotation, biological process: glycoside catabolic process; fucose metabolic process. The record is from RefSeq and is a predicted model, not a curated record. Gene Ontology annotation, cellular component: lysosome.
CUGUUUUAAAGGAGCCGCUACCCUUUUUUAUCACCGCAGCUUCUCUUCCUCACUGCUCUGCUCUGUUGUUAUUUGAUGUCUCUUGACUCUUAUUAUUGUAUUUUAAACGUUGUGCUUCAUCACGUGAUGAUUCCUCAGUACCCCGGAUAUUUGAGCAACACUCGGUGAUUUUGUGGUGAAAGAUGGCAGCUGGAUCGGUGUGUUUCUUCCUCUUCUUCUCGGUGCUGUUUUGCUCCAGCCGAGCGAAGUUCGAGCCGAACUGGAGUUCGCUCGACAGCCGGCCGCUGCCCGAAUGGUUCGACCAGGCGAAGUUCGGCAUCUUCAUCCAUUGGGGAGUUUUCUCCGUGCCAAGCUUCGGCAGCGAGUGGUUCUGGUGGUACUGGCAGAAGCAGAAGCUGCAGCCGUACGUUGACUUCAUGAAGAAGAAUUAUCCUCCAGACUUUAAGUAUCAGGACUUCGCUCCACAGUUCACCGCAGAGUUCUUCGAUGCCAAAGAGUGGACCGACAUCUUCGCCUCAUCGGGAGCAAAAUACAUCGUCCUGACCACGAAACACCACGAAGGUUUCACGCUGUGGGGCUCGAAGACCUCGUGGAACUGGAACUCUGUGGACGUGGGUCCGAAGAGAGAUCUGGUAGACGAGGUGGCGACGGCGCUGCGAGAGAACAGCGACCUGCGGCUCGGACUGUACCACUCUCUGUUCGAAUGGUUCAACCCGCUGUUCGAGCAGGACGCUGCUAACGGCUUCAAAACAAACCUCUUCCCCUCCAGUAAGACGCUGCCCGAGCUUUAUGAGCUCAUCACGAAGUACAAACCCGAGGUUCUGUGGUCGGACGGAGACGGAGACGCUCCCGACUUGUACUGGAACAGCACCGGGUUCCUGGCCUGGCUCUACAACGACAGUCCUGUGCGCAACACGGUGGUGACGAACGACCGCUGGGGCUUCGGAUCCAUCUGCAAACACGGAGGUUUUUACACCUGCAGCGACCGAUACCUGCCGGGACACCUGAUGACACACAAGUGGGAAAACUGCAUGACCCUCGACAGGAAGUCGUGGGGAUACAGACGCAACGCAAUGCUCAAAGACUACAUGAGCAUCCAGGAGCUCGUAGCCAUGCUGGUGGAGACGGUGUCCCUUGGGGGGAACCUCCUGAUGAACGUGGGUCCGACCCCCGACGGGAGGAUCCCCCCCCUCAGCGAGGAGAGACUCAGACAGAUGGGUCUCUGGCUGCAGGUCAACGGGGGGGCGAUCUAUAACACUACGCCAUGGAGGGCGCAGAACGACAGCCGGACCCCUAACCUGUGGUACACGUUCAGACCGCAGGAAGAAAUCAUCUUUGCCAUUUUCCUGGAGUGGCCCAAAGAUGGAUUUGUGGUUCUGAGUGAACCUGUGGCUGUACCUGGACUCACUCAGGUGGAGCUGCUGGGAGUCGGGCCCCUGCAGUGGGAGGCAGCGCCCUCUGGUGGAUGUCUGAGGGUCCGUCUGCCCCCCCUCACACCCAGAGAGAUGCCCUGUGACUGGGGCUGGACCCUCAGGCUGAGAGGGGCCAAGUGAACAGGAAGUAACGGAGCAGACACAGGAAGUAACGGAGCAGACACAGGAAGUGACGGAGCAGAUACAGGAAGUGACGGAGCAGAUACAGGAAGUGACGGAGCAGAUACAGGAAGUGACGGAGCAGAUACAGGAAGUGACGGAGCUGCGAGAUGUGUUCAAAUCAGUUAAAACGAAGAUUAAAAUGAUGGGAAAAGUAUUGUUGAUGAUAUUUCAU